UUUCAUAAUGUUCCGUCGUUAACGUAACAACGCUGACUGCUGCAACUAACGCGCGUUUCAUGAGUAUUAUAGUAUAGUUCAUCGUUGGUCGUUGUUAUUUCGGUGACGUCCCUAGAACUAAUUUCUUAACAAUCUGUUAUUAUAUAUUUAAUUAGAAAUAAAUCUUAAAUGCGUUAUGUGUAUACUUGAUUUAACAACAACAACAAAAAAACAAAGAACGAAAAGAAAAGUUAGAAAAUUCUCAUAAAAAAAUUGUGUGCUGAUAACAAAAAAAUUGAUUAAUAAUAAUAAUAAUUAGAAGAAGAAGAAUAAAACUAUUUAGAACAUUUAGAAACGUGUGAUAGACACACCAAAGUGCAUCGAUUAAUCCUCCUUAUGAUUAUUGGAAAGUUGAAAAAUAAUUUUCGUAAUAAUGACAAGUGCAAUCUAAUCAAAUAAUAUACAUGUAUAUACAGAAAUACGUGAAUGUAUUAUUUGUAAGGAUUAAAUUAUUGUUAAACUAUACUUGAAUAGUUAGUUUUCAAUGCGCGGUAAAAAAGAAAGAAAGAAAGAAAGAAAAAACAUCCAACCAAGUGUACGAGUGCAUAGAAAGUGAAAGUUUUUCUACUUCUAUUCGAUUGGAUUAACUAAAAACUAUAUUUUAGUUUCUGAUCGUUGUAAGUGAACGUUUUUCUAGAAAAUAAAAGUACACGAAAUAUAUGGACUGCUUUUUUUCGGUUGCUACGAAACGAUUGUCAAACUUUUUAAAUAUGUCCUCCUAGUGUGUAUGUGUCUCUGUAGAUAUAAAAAAAAAAGAAAAGAAAGAUAAUUGGACUUUAUCGAUAUAGAGAAUAAGAAUAAACAAUAGGUGGUGGUGGUGGUGGUAUCGAUUAAUAAAAUAAAGAAGAAGAAGAAGAAUGAGUUGGACAAAAAGGAUGGCUCGUCAUGGUAGUGAAAAAUCCCUUCAUACUUUGCAUUCAAUGCAUCCUACUCGUGCUACGAUUAUUCACAACAAUAACAACAACAGCAGCAGUAGCAACAAUAGUAGCAAUAACAAUAAGAACAAUAACGAUGAUGGUUCAACGAGAAUGAAUUCUAGUAACAUAGUUAGCCCAAAUAAAACUGUUAACAACAACAGUAGUAGUAGUAGUCCUAGUCCUCCUGAGAUGGAUAUCUUAUUGGAUGAUCGAAAUGAUAGUUUUUCUCCGAUAUUAUCAAGUACUAUAAAUUCAUCUAGCAAUAACAGCAUAGUUUUUGGUUCCUCUUCGUUGGGUUUAGACUCACGUAUACCCAGACCAUCAUCUAAUAACGUUCUGCGCCGUUCCUCGAGCAUGCGCAUCCGUGGUGAACGGCUUCCAACACACCAUUCUCGACCCACUACUACUUUUACUACUACUACCACCCCUGCAUCAUCAUCCUCCUCCUCCUCUUCAAAUCUUCUUGGCCAACAUCACCAACACCAUCACUAUCGUCGUCACAACCAUCUAUUGCUACAGCACCAGCAGCAGCAGUACCACCAACAUCCUGAUCAUCGUAUCUUUCCUGUCAUCACGGAGAAUGGAACCGACUCGCCAAGACAGCGAUCACUUAGCCUCUCACUGACGCCAGCUAGGCCGCGAUCAGGACACGCGGCCUCAAGUACAACACCAGGAGCAGCAGCAGACGACAGUGAUGCAGAAAGCGUGAGAAGUUACGGAAGUGCAUGCAGCACCGCGAGUGCCUGCGAUCAUGCAUCAUUUGCUUUGAACGGUACUACUUGGUCUGGUCGAUCACGAAAAUACGUUGUCCAUUGUUCCAAUCAUACUGGGGACAAUGAACAGUAUCUUACACCGACCCAAAGGGCCGCCAGACAAAUCAGGAGAUUCCAGGCCCUUUUGAAGGAAGCAAGAAUAGAAAUAGAUGACAAAAAUCGAGAGAUAGUUCGAUUAACCAAAGAGGUUGUUGAGCUUAGAUUGUACAAAGCAUCAUUGAAUAGUCCAGAUGAAAGAACUGAUAGUAGUGAUGCCCUAACCGUACGUGAAAACAAUCCCUUUUCACCGGAAUCACCAUGCAAGGAUUUAUUGGAGGAAGGUUCGUUCGAGAAGGUAACGAGUCCCGAAACUCCGGACAAACGUGCCCAAUCGGAUGUACCAUCCUCUUUAGCGGAUUCAGGACAUUUUGAAGACGGUUCCGUCCACUCUAAAGAUUCUGUGUGCCUGCCGGAAACGGUAUUACCCGAACCUUCUGGUAAUAAUAAUCCUCCAUCCAAUGAUGAACCUAAAAACGCCAGUAGAACAGUCUCUGUUGUGGAUAGUAGUAGCAUUCCUGAAAGAGAUGAAGAAAGACGUCGAUUGGUUGAUCAUUAUGAAAGCAGAAUUGAAGAGAUGCACCGAAGACAUAUCGAUGAAAUGCAGGAAUUGAAACAGAAGCACAAUGAUAAGGUAGAGAGUUUGUUGAAUCAAUUAUCUGAAGUUAAUACUCGCUAUUGCGAGGUAAGGCCGUCCGUCGAUGCUGCGGAAGCUCGAACUCGCGAAUUGGAAGUGGAAUUGGAGGCUGUGAAAAGUGAACUUGAUAAGAAUAAAGCUUUAAUUAAAGAGCAGGAAGAGAAGGAUAAACAAUCGUACCUGAAAGUGCAUGCGAACGAACAAGAAGCUACUGCACGCACUGACAAAAAUGAUCAGAUACCUGAAACCACCACGCAGAAAAAAUCAUCUUCGAAAGUUAACGCCGCCGAUCUGCAACAAGAAUUAACAGUUACGAAAGCGGAAUUAGAAAAAAUUAAGGAUACAAGCUACUCGCCUGAACCUCACAUUUCAGCCGAUCGUAGCCAAAAUUUAUUAACCGCUCAGGAGGCUGUUUCUCUCUGGGUCCUUGGCACACGUAAGGCAAUGUAUCGAAGUAUCGUGGAAGCAAAAUACAAGAAGGACGAAUUGGAUCUAGUAAUCACCUUGCAGUUCCUAAAAUCAGCAUUUUAUUAUUUCCUGACUGAUAAAGAAAAUCAUCUUGGACAUCUGAACGCCAUCGAAAGUAUCUUGGGUUUUACUGAAGCUGAGAAAAUCAACAUUGAUAAGAUUUACGGAUCUGCAAGAAAAUAUUAAUUACUUAUAUACAAGGUUUAUAUAUAGAAAGUGAUGUGUAUCUAUUGUUGUCAGACAUAUGGUGUUAACGUGUUCUUCAUAUUUAUAUUACUUUUCUUGAUAUAAUAAUAUUUAUAACUUUAUAUACACGAAUAUUAUAGAGAACUAUAUACAUAUAUAUAUAUAUAUAAUUCUCUUGAAGUAAAUGUUUAUAGAUAAACAUUACUUUCUAUUUACAUAAAGUUCAUACAGAAGAAAGAAAAAGAAAGAAAGAAAAAGAAAAAAAUUAAAUAUGUAUAUCAACGAUAUCCUACUUUUUAUUUCUAAUGAAUUUUUGUUGUUUUUACAAAUAAAAUUGAACACUGUAUGUCGUAUAUUAAUCUUUAUCGUACUGCUGCCGGUUAGCAGACAAUUUUAAUAAUUUUAAUACUAACAUCUAUUUUAACUUUUGCUAUGCGAUGAGAAAAAACAUUUAGAAAUUGUAAAUGUAUGUACGUAUGUUACUAAUUUAAUUGUCUUUAAAUUAUAUGAUAGUUAUA
Molecule: messenger RNA, 3574 nt
Organism: Polistes canadensis
Lineage: Eukaryota; Metazoa; Arthropoda; Insecta; Hymenoptera; Vespidae
Gene: qtc
Product: nuclear transcription factor Y subunit gamma
Exons: 8
Coding region: 897-3056 (719 amino acids)
Biological process (GO): autophagy; late endosome to vacuole transport; cellular response to nitrogen starvation
Cellular component (GO): phosphatidylinositol 3-kinase complex, class III, type I; phosphatidylinositol 3-kinase complex, class III, type II; phagophore assembly site
Source: RefSeq, a predicted model, not a curated record